AUGCCGACAGUAAUAGCUCUGGAUGUGUCUUUAUCAAUGAGACGUCCUGUGAUAUCAACAGGAAUAGAUGCAUCACAAAAUGAGCAAUUGACUAGGCAUCAUCUAGCAGUGCAGGGUAUUCACACUUUAUUAAAUUAUCUACAAGUUAAUUCUAAAUUGGAGUUCGUCUCACUAGUUGUUUUUUCUUCGCUGUAUGAAUUAAUCUGUCCGUUCACCCGCGACUAUGACAGCAUACGUUCUCGGCUGCAGAUGAUAGAAGAGCGCGAUAAGACAUGUAUAGAGACCGCGUUGCACGGGGUUAAUAGCGUAAUAAUGAGCGAAUGGGGCAAUUCGACAGCAUGCCAGGUUAUUUUGAUCACCGAUGGAAAUCCAGGAGUCGGUGCAAUGUCUUUAGGACAUUCUCUUAAAUCACUACAUGUUGCUCGUGAGAAUCCAUUUCCUUUGCCGUUUCCUUUUCCUGGUAAACUCAGUGUUGUCUGUAUCGCUUCUCAGCAAGACGCAGGAUUAUCACAAGGACUUCCAUUGUAUCAAAAGUUAGUAGACUUAGCAGGUGAAGACAGCGGAGUGCUUGUUCCCGAGGGUUCGCUCUCAAAAACUUCAGUAAAUAACUGUUUCCAAAAACUCGCGGAAACUAAUUACGUCUCUUUCCAAGGAUACCUGAAGUGUGGAAACCUGGGGUCAAGGAUCCACUUAUCUCCAGCGCCGAUGAGUUACACAAAACGAACAGACUUUGAACUGGUACCUGGAAUGACGAUAUCUAAGACAAUUGAAAUCUGCGGGUUCAUUUCAGUGAGCGACGUCGGGAGUCCUAAUUCAAUUUCUCGGCAUCUAGUGUUGCCUUUACCAACAGAAAAGACUCCCAGUAUGCAAGGCGUGGUGUCUUUAGAGGAAGAAUCUGAUGCUGAAGACACUAGUGAUGAAGGAAAGUUCGCUUCUUUUUGUGUCUUACUCCACGGAGCGCUAAAAGUCGAGAACAUGGCUGCGCUUUGUCUUCUCCAAACCGACUGGUAUGGAUUUAUUUACUCUUGGGCAGAUACCAAGAAAAAAUCGAACCUUAUGCUGACGGUUUUGGAGCCUGGAGCCUAUGUCGUACCUUGGUUAGGAAAUUUUAACCAUCUAGGGCCUGCUGAUGUUGUCAGCAAGAAUGUUGAGGUUCUGGCUUUUCCUAUCAAGCCUACUGAAAAAAGAAGUUACUCUCAAAACGCACCUUCUUGGAUCAGACAGGUCGGAUUGCAGUCUGACAUUCAGAAAAUUUUGAGGCAUGCGAGAAAAUUGCCAGAAAAGACUCAGAAUUUUUACAAACGCGAAUGUACGCUACUUCCCACAAACUUACACUACGACUGUGCGAUUCAAAUGGGACAUGUCGCAAAUAUGUUAAGAAAACCUUUUUCUAGGGAAUUAAAAAAUAAUAUUACACCUAUUAAAAGCGCUAAAUUUCAUCAAGACCAAUGA
Cotesia congregata is the source of this 1452-nucleotide messenger RNA. The record is from the annotation of a GenBank genome assembly. Lineage: Eukaryota; Metazoa; Arthropoda; Insecta; Hymenoptera; Braconidae.